CAUCCCCAUCCGGGCAGCCGUCCCGUUCUCGUUUUCCAUCCCCUCGGCGCCGGCCGGGCCGCGCCCGCGCCCCGCUCCACGCCGCCUCCACCCACCCCUGCCGCAUUCUUGGGACUGGUCUCUUUCGUGACGCCGCGGGAAGAGAACCCCGCGCCCCCUGGGGCACUCGUCGCUGUCGAGCGGCUGGCCGGCGGCCGAGGGAGAGAAGAAGCCGCGGCGGCCGCGGCGGUUUUUGGUUUGCUGGCCGGCCCGGAGUUCGAUUCCUCUCCUGAUUGGGGCGGUUUCUAGUACAGGGCUGGCUGAGGCGCCGUCGCUGUCCCUCCCAACCGUCUUCCUCUGGGGGAGUGCCUGGUCGCCGGCGGACGGCACCGCCGCGCCGGAGGCAGCUGCUAAUCGCCACGUCCGCUCGGCGUUGCGCGCCGGGUCGUCUCCUGCUGUCCUGCGGCGGAUCGUCGCGUACUGCACGCGGCGAGGCCGGCAUCUCUCUUCGGGAGACGGGCGCGGGCGUUCUUGCGCCGGAGUUGCCGCUCAGUUUGUAGCCGAUCGAUGGAGCUGUAGUGAUUCUGGUCAAUUUGAUACGAAUUCCUAGUUCGUCUCGGGAAACUUUACGGCCUCCUUUUUUGGCCACAGAACUUAGCGUGGUGCCUGCCUAGAAAGUGGAAAAAAUAGAAUACAUAGUGGAAGAUGAGAUCAGUAGUUCGGUCCCUCCGGCAGCUCCGCCGUUUCACCCAGUACCAUGCAGAGAGGCACUCAUCAGCAACCAGAUUGAUCAGGCAGCAGAAUGCUUUGAUCAUGUGCAGUUCGACAUCCCGUUCACUGAGCACACUACAUCGUGCUGGUGAAAUUAGCCGAAUUGCAAGUCCAGGUGUGGAGCUAAUGAGGACCAUGUUCUCCACCGUUGCUGCUGAUUCAGUCAAAGAUACUGGAAGAGGUGGUCCAAUGGUGGAAUAUGAGAGGAGAAUAGCAUCAGGAGAGCUUGUAGAUGGCGAUAGCUUUCAGCUUAACACAAUUCAACAAUUACAAAGGCUAUAUGAGGAGUUGAUUGAGAAUGAAGAAGACUGCCAGCUGGAUAGAUAUAAGUCAUCUGAGAAAUCAGGACGGAGUCGAUGGCUAUGGUCCCGCCUCAUUACCCAGCCUUCUACCUAUGCUCCAGUUAAGGGGCUGUACCUGUAUGGAGGUGUUGGUACAGGGAAGACCAUGCUUAUGGACCUGUUCUAUGAACAAUUGCCAUCUAAUUGGAGGAAAAAACGUAUUCACUUCCAUGAUUUUAUGUUGAAUGUACAUAGUCAUCUUCAGAUGCAUAAAGGUGUUUCAGAUCCCCUUGAUGUUGUAGCAGCCGAGAUUUCAGAUGAGGCUAUCAUAUUAUGUCUUGAUGAGUUUAUGGUAACUGAUGUUGCAGAUGCUAUGAUUCUGAACCGGCUGUUCAGACAAUUGUUCAGCAAAGGCGUUGUAUGUGGCUACUAUUUUCUUCCACUUUCUUAUGCGACUCAAAUACUAGGUGGCUUACAACGGGACCUUUUCUUGCCUUUCAUUGACACCUUGAAAGAAAGGUGCAUCGUUCACCCCAUUGGAUCUGCAGUAGACUAUCGUCAAUUGGGUUCUGCCGAGCAAGGUUUCUAUUUCGUCGGGAAACAUUACAGUACACUUCUGAAACAGAAGCUCCAAUCUUUAAGUGGAGAUGAGGAACCCAGACCACAAACUGUUGAAGUAAUUAUGGGAAGGAAAUUACAGGUUCCCCUUGGAGCAAAUGGUUGUGCGUAUUUUCCAUUUCAAGAUCUUUGUGAUAGACCUUUAGGUGCAGCAGAUUACUUUGGACUCUUUAAAAAAUUUCACACCCUGGCACUUGAUGGCGUUCCAAAGUUUGGAUCUAGUAACAGAACAGCAGCUUAUCGGUUUGUCACACUGAUUGAUGUUAUGUAUGAGAACAAAGCAAGGUUAUUGUGCACAGCUGAGGCAGGACCGAUAGAACUGUUUGAGAAUAUCGUGACUGUUGCUGAAGCACACAAGAUUUCACCUAGAUCUUCGCGCUCACAGAAAAGCGAUGACCCUGACCUAUGUGUGGACAACGAGCUUGGAUUUGCAAAGGAUCGUACCAUUAGCAGGUUGACAGAGAUCAACAGUAGGGAAUACUUGGAGGACUUUGAAGCGAGAUUGCAGCAGCACCAGCAGCAACCGCAGCCCGUUCAAGGUGUAGAUAAUGCUGAUGUUGUACUAGCAUAAUAAGCAGCAGCCUUCUGUGCCCUCACAUUUGGAAUUCUUGUACUCAGCCCACCUUGCUUACAUAGGAAUCUGAAAAGCUACGCUUUUCCAACAGUGAUGCAUGUAAAAUGUGCAAUAAGCUAUGUAAGAGUAUUUUUUGCGUACGGGUGGGUGACCCAUAAAAUUACUCAUCUAUAUUGAAUUUCUGAAAGAAAAAUGUAUUGUAUCUCACAUGUAACCCAGACCUUCAGAGAGGCCUAUGCUCAAAAACGAGUUGACCCUCAUUGUUUUCUCACA
Messenger RNA from Panicum virgatum (switchgrass), 2496 nucleotides. RefSeq names its product AFG1-like ATPase. The record is from RefSeq and is a predicted model, not a curated record. Gene Ontology annotation, cellular component: chloroplast; mitochondrion; cytoplasm. The transcript has 17 exons. Gene Ontology annotation, molecular function: ATP hydrolysis activity; ATP binding. Bases 685 to 2220 code for a protein of 511 amino acids. Lineage: Eukaryota; Viridiplantae; Streptophyta; Magnoliopsida; Poales; Poaceae.